AUGAUCUACUCUCCAACGCUCUCUGCUGUCACGUUUGGCGACUGUGUCACAUUUCACAACGUGCAUAUUGUGGUUCUGGCCUUAAUGGCAAUGGUUUCCUCGGCGAAGGCCGGUGGAGGCGGAUACGGAAGCAGAGGAGGCGGUGGAGGAGGUGGCUUUGGUAAUGCUGGAGGAUUUAGUGGCGGUGGAGGAGGGUUUGCUGGACACGGUGGAUCUGGUGGAUUUAGCGGAGGUGCUGGAGGAGUAGGUGGAGGAGCUCGAGGAUUUAGCGGAGGAAGCGGUGGGCAUGGCGGCGGACGAGGUGGAGGCAGCGUCGUCCGCGCGCGCUUGGUCGGCGUUGGCGUUCUUCCUAGCGUCAGCGGCGGCUCGGGCUUCGGUGGCAGCAGCGUCGGUGGACGAGGACGAGGAGGUGGCGGAGGAAGCUACGGAUGGUAA
Messenger RNA from Penaeus indicus, 435 nucleotides. RefSeq names its product ctenidin-3-like. Bases 1 to 435 code for a protein of 144 amino acids. Lineage: Eukaryota; Metazoa; Arthropoda; Malacostraca; Decapoda; Penaeidae. The record is from RefSeq and is a predicted model, not a curated record. The transcript has 2 exons.